Molecule: messenger RNA, 355 nt
Organism: Staurois parvus
Lineage: Eukaryota; Metazoa; Chordata; Amphibia; Anura; Ranidae
Source: the annotation of a GenBank genome assembly
CUGACUGGCAGCACUGCUGGGCUGCACUGGUGGGUGGCACUGGUGGGCAGCACUGGUGGGUGGGCACAGGUGGGCACAUGUAGGUGGCACUUCUGGGCACAGGUAGGUGGCACUGCAGAGUGGCACAGGUGGGCACUGGUGGGCACAGGUGGGGGCACUGCUGGGCGGCACAGGUGGGCGGAACUUGUGUGUGGCACUGCUGGGCACCGACCAUCAGGGCACUUUACGAUCAGUGACCCUGAUGAUCGGUGCCGAUCCCCGCCGAUCCCUGCUCUGACAACUGCCGGUUUUCGGCAGUACUUUCCUCACGAUCUGACAGCGUGAGGAAAGUGCAGCCGAGAACCGGCAUUUGCAU